This is a messenger RNA of Hemicordylus capensis (graceful crag lizard), 2407 nucleotides long. It is a transcript of the gene NUP88, whose product is annotated as nucleoporin 88. Lineage: Eukaryota; Metazoa; Chordata; Lepidosauria; Squamata; Cordylidae. The transcript has 17 exons. Bases 79 to 2262 code for a protein of 727 amino acids. The record is from RefSeq and is a predicted model, not a curated record. Gene Ontology annotation, biological process: ribosomal small subunit export from nucleus; mRNA export from nucleus; protein import into nucleus. Gene Ontology annotation, cellular component: nuclear pore. Gene Ontology annotation, molecular function: structural constituent of nuclear pore.
GUGCGGUGGGCACUGGGACGUGUAGUCCGGCGUGACAGGCGGCGGGGCUCCCCCAGCUCUCAACCCGCUGAGGCGAGGAUGGCGGCUUCGGGCUUGGGCGAGCACUGGCGGACGGAGCUGCGUCAACACGCCGUGCUGUGCCGCCUGAGGGACCAGGCUGCCGAGGCCGGGCCUCGGGCGGAGAAGGAGGAGGCGGCCGGGCCGAGCCUGCCGCGGGGCUUGCUCUUCGGGGUGGGAGGCGAUCUCUUCCUGUGGGAUGGCGAGCGCGGCGCCUUCUACACCCUCAGCCUGAGGCGGCUGGGCGAGGAGCCCGACGCGCUGGGCCACUACCAGACCCUGCUCUGCAUAAACCCACCCCUGUUUGAGGUUUAUCAAACCUUGCUGAGUCCUACGCAGCAGUAUGUCGCUCUGAUAGGAACAAAAGGGUUGAUGGUGGUGGAAUUACCCAAACGUUGGGGCAAGAACUCUGAUUUUGAAGGUGGGAAGGCAACGGUUAACUGUAGCACCACUCCUAUUGCAGAAAGAUUCUUCACGAGUUCAUCAUCCCUGAUGCUGAAGCAUGCCUCCUGGUAUCCAAGUGAGAGGCUGGGACCCCACAUGGUGCUGUUAACGUCAGAUAACACAAUAAGGAUAUACAGCUUAAGUUCCCCCCAGAUGCCUGUGAAAGUGAUUGCUCUUUCCGAUGCUGAUGAGGAGACCUUGAGGCUCAAUAAGGGGAGAGCCUACACAGCACUGAUAGGAGAGACUGCAGUCGCCUUUGACUUUGGGCUCCUAACAGCAGUCCCCAAAAACAUAACUGGGCAACAAGAGAAAGAGGACGUCCUGGCAUAUCCCCUGUACAUCUUGUAUGAAAAUGGGGAGACAUUCUUGACCUACAUUAGCCUCCAGUACAGCACUGGCAGCCUCGGCAGACUGUUGGGCCCGCUGCCGAUGCACCCCACGGCGGAAGACAACUACGGCUACGAUGCCUGUGCGGUUCUCUGCCUGCCGUGCAUCCCCAACAUCUUGGUGAUCACCACUGGCUCGGGCGUGCUUUAUCACUGUGUGGUAUUGGAGGGAGAAGAAGACGAUGAACAGAUGUCUGUCAAAUCCUGGGAUUCAAAGGCUGACCCCAUCCCAUCGCUCUAUGUCUUCGAGUGUGUCGAGCUGGAGCUGGCGCUGAAACUGUCGUCAAGAGAGGGGGAAGAGCCGCUGGAAUCGGACUUCUCCUGCCCAAUUAAGUUGCACAGAGAUCCAAAGUGCCCCUCACGCUAUCACUGCACACACGACGCUGGGGUUCACAGCAUCGGACUCACCUGGCUCAACAAACUUCACAAGUUCCUCGCGUCAGAUGAGGAAGACAAGGACAGCUUGCAGGAACUCGGCACGGAGCAGAAAUGCUUUGUGGAGCACAUCCUUUGCACAAAGCCCUUGCCGUGCAGGCAACCUGCCUCCAUCAGAGGGUUUUGGAUCGUCUCAGAUAUCUUGGGACCCACCAUGGUCUGCAUCACCAGCACCUACGAAUGCAUCACCAAGCCUCUUCUUUCUGCAGUCCACCCAUCAUCUCCGCUUCUCUGCACCAAGGAAGACUCCCAAGUUACGGCCUCUCCUCUCCGCUUACUAGCUGGCUUGCCAGAUUCCUUUGAGACCCACGUCCGGAACAUUCUGUCUCGCAGCUCUGCCAACCCUCUGGUGCUGAAGGCGGCAGAUAAGGAGUCUUCUCCUCCCCCUGAAGAAUGUCUCCAGCUCCUCAGCAGAGCCACCCAAGUGUUCAGGGAGGAAUAUAUCCUGAAACAGGACCUGGCCCGAGAAGAGAUUCAGCGAAGAGUGAAAUUACUGCGUGAACAGAAGAAGAAACAGCUGGAAGAUCUUGGCUACUGUCGAGAAGAAAGGAAAAGCUUGCGGGAGAUGGCUGAACGCUUGGCUGAUAAGUACGAGGAGGCGAAAGAGAAACAGGAGGACAUCGUGAACAGGAUGAAGAAGAUGCUACGUGGCUUCCAUGCUCAGCUGCCUGUCCUGUCAGAUAGUGAGAAGGACAUGAAGAAGGAGCUGCAGACCAUCCAUGAGCAACUGAGGCACAUGGGGAAUGCAAUCAAACAGGUCAAAAUGAAGAAGGAUUACCAGCAAAGGAAAAUGGAGAAGGGCGCCAGUCCACGGAAGCCCAGCAUCAGCCUCAAUGCCUACCAGAGGAAAUGCAUCCAGGCCAUCCUGAAGGAGGAGGGGGAGCACAUCCAGGAGAUGGUCAAACAGAUCAAUGACAUCCGGAACCAUGUGACCUUCUGACACACCUGCGGCUGGCCCUACAGAACACACAGCCAUCCAUGACAGUUGCCCUUCCUCUAAUUUAUAAACCAAGUUGUUACACCAGGUAAUCGGCAGACCUUUUGUAAAGUCACAUAUUGUUGAAUAAACAGUUCUUUUGUGGUUU